Fragaria vesca subsp. vesca is the source of this 1556-nucleotide messenger RNA. RefSeq lists its product as uncharacterized. The coding region runs from base 119 to 1297 and encodes 392 amino acids. The record is from RefSeq and is a predicted model, not a curated record. Lineage: Eukaryota; Viridiplantae; Streptophyta; Magnoliopsida; Rosales; Rosaceae. The transcript is spliced from 3 exons.
CUUUAUUUAUAACCCCAGCUCCUCUACCUCUUCAACAAACAACACAAGCAAAUUUAACUGCUCCCAAAUUCUGAUCAAAACACCCCCACUUGGGAUUCUCAAGUCCCAACCAAAUCCCAUGGCAGCCAUGCUCAAGCUUCUCAUAGCUUUCUGUGCUUUGGUCUCUCUAUCUUCCUUCUCAGAUGCCCAAACUACAUGUUCCAGCUACAAUAAGUUCACCAGCAACCGAGUCUUUACUUCCUGCAGCGACCUCCCGUCCCUCAACGCCUUCCUCCACUGGACCUUCAACCAGUCCACCGGGAAUCUCAAGAUGGCGUACAGGCACACGCCAUCCACAUCCACCAACUGGGUCGCCUGGGCCAUCAACCCGGACCUCACCAAGUCCCAGAAGGCCAUGAUCGGCGCCCAAGCUCUUGUUGCUAUUCCUCAAACCAGCGGGGCUCCCUCACUCCGCAUGUCUUCGAUCACCGGAUACGACACGUCGUUGGCCAACGGGAGCUUGAGUUACGUUGUGACCGACUUGUCGGGUGAGGUUCAGAGCGGAGAGGUGAUCAUCUACGCCACUUGGACCCUGCCGACGAAUACCACGUCGAUUCUUCAGGUUUGGCAGGAGGGUCCGGUUGCGAGUGGGACCCCACAAGCACACGCAAUUGCUGUGGCUAAUCUUAAUGCUCAGGGGACUUUGGACUUGCUUUCCGGCACGACUGCCUCUUCCGGUGGAGCCAGCUCCACACUCAAGAAGAAAAACAUUCAUGCAGUGCUAAAUGUUGUGAGUUGGGGUAUCUUGAUGCCUUUUGGAGCCAUGGUAGCAAGGUACUUGAAGACAUUCAAGGCUGCAGACCCGGCAUGGUUUUACCUCCACGCCGGUUGCCAGACCUCUGCCUAUAUUGUUGGUGUUGCUGGAUGGGCAACUGGUAUUAAACUCGGUAGCGAUUCUGCUGGUAUCCAAUAUGACACUCACAGAAACAUUGGGAUUACUCUCUUCUGCAUUGGAACACUUCAGGUGUUUGCUUUGCUUCUGAGACCCAACAAGGAUCACAAGUUCAGAUUCUACUGGAAUAUCUACCAUCAUGUGACAGGGUAUCUUGUCAUCACUCUCAGCAUUGUCAACAUAUUCGAAGGAUUUGACAUCUUGAAACCAGACAAGAAGUGGAAGAAUUCAUACAUUGGCCUCAUCAUUGCUUUGGCUGUCCAAGCUGCUUUGUUGGAAGCUUACACAUGGUAUGUUGUAAUGAAGAGGAAGAAGGCUGAAAAGGCGCCCCACGGCGUGAAUGGUGUCAACGGCUAUGGUGCUUAGUGAUUGGAGGUUGCAGAACGAAUAGAAUGGCUUGAGGGGAGGAAGUGGUUUUUCUUUUGUGUGUCUUCCUCCUCUUUCAUCUCCCUUCUGCAUACACGUUCGUCCACCCUUUUGUAUAUUUAUCGCUCAGAUCGUGUUUAGGAUACAUUUAUGUACUGAGGGAGUUCAGGAUUUAGAGGCAGAGAUUUGAUAUAUUUGUCAGUUACUCUUUACAGUUAUUUUUCUCUCCUGCUAUAUUGAUUUGAUUUUUCCAUUUUAC